GAGGCUUCUCUCGGCUACCCUGAAUUUCAAGAAGGCAGGGUUUCGACAGUUGUUUCUCAGACUGUUCUUCUUACCGUUAUUUUUCUUUUUCUUAUGGAUUUUCUAUAGAGAAAUGAAAGAUUUUCAACACACCUUCAUAACUAGGAGUGGACUCAUUCUGAAUUGCUUGUGUGGAGUUUAUUUCAUAGGAAUCAUGAAUACGGUGUUCAUGUAUCCCAUAUAUCGGACGAGAUAUUUUCAAGAAUCCCAAGAAGGUCUUUAUGGGGGAACAUUAUUUUUGUUAACAUAUAAUCUGGUUUCAAUACCAUUUUCAUUUGUUUCGACCAUCGCAGCGACUGCAAUCAUAUAUCCAUCCAUCAAAGGUCUACAACACUGGCUGUUUUAUUUGACGUAUGCCACUCAAACACGAUAUGCAUCAGCUUUCCUAAACCGCAAGGUGUUCACAAACCCUCUUCUGAAUCAAGCUCUUCCAUAUGACGAACAGCACAACUGCACAAGUAUGAACCUGAUAGAAACAUCCCUACUGAGCGGAGCUAACGAUCCUUACUGUAGGUAUGCAAGUGGACAGGCUUUCUUAACGGAAAGAUAUAGCAGGGAUCCCACUGAUGUCAUUUUCAGCGGAAUAUUGGAGGAGGAUUUCAAUAUCGGAGUCACUUUUGCUUUUGCAUUGGGAAUGAUCGUAUUCAAUUUGUUCAUGUACCUCAUUCCUUUGCCUGCAUUCGUGAAGGCAAAGUUCAGAGAAUGAAAGAAUGGAUUGGUCGUGAUGUGUAUGUGGUUGAGCAAUGAAUGAGGUGCAUUAUUUUUGGAAGGAAUGUAAUCUCCUCGUUCUGGUGUUCUAGAAAACUGCAGUAUCAUAGAUUCAUCACUUUUUUUCAAUAUUUUCACAACCAUUCCUUCAAUAAUCUCGCCCUAGAGGUCUUUUGUUGAAUGUUUGUCAUAUUUUUCUAGAUUAAAUUACGUCUAUGAAUAACUCAUCUGACUGAACACAUCUACGAAAACACAUCACGUCUCUGUAUCUGUAGAGUAGGGAGAGUGAGUUCAAUUAUCCUUCCAAUGGUACCCUGACCCAUUAUGUACCCACAGCA
This is a messenger RNA of Leptinotarsa decemlineata (Colorado potato beetle), 1085 nucleotides long. Its product is annotated as ATP-binding cassette sub-family G member 5. Gene Ontology annotation, biological process: transmembrane transport. Gene Ontology annotation, cellular component: plasma membrane; ATP-binding cassette (ABC) transporter complex. Gene Ontology annotation, molecular function: ATPase-coupled transmembrane transporter activity; ATP binding; ATP hydrolysis activity. NCBI's taxonomy places the organism in Eukaryota, Metazoa, Arthropoda, Insecta, Coleoptera, Chrysomelidae. The record is from RefSeq and is a predicted model, not a curated record.